Messenger RNA from Salarias fasciatus (jewelled blenny), 1908 nucleotides. It is a transcript of the gene rai2, whose product is annotated as retinoic acid induced 2. The record is from RefSeq and is a predicted model, not a curated record. Gene Ontology annotation, biological process: animal organ development. Lineage: Eukaryota; Metazoa; Chordata; Actinopteri; Blenniiformes; Blenniidae. The transcript has a single exon. Gene Ontology annotation, cellular component: nucleus. The coding region runs from base 78 to 1721 and encodes 547 amino acids.
GGCCGCUUACAAGAAUAAUGGAGGAGACCCGUCACUAACACUUGAUGAAGAUUUCCAUUGGCUGCUCAGGCUGAAUCAUGGAGGGUAACGGUGACGUGUCGAGGGCCGUGACGCAGCCUCAGGCUGAUGUGUGCGGCGCCGAGUUGGGAGGUGGAGAGGUCACCAGCAAAGAGGAACACGGAAUAAACCCGGCCAAUCCUGCCGAGGCCUGCGACGACGGCUCGACGGGACUGAGCAAAGGCGGGCUCUCCGGCCUGGUGGAGAACGCCGCCGCGCCGCCGGUGGUCAGUAACACCUCUGAUGCUCCCGGAGGGGUGGCUCUCAAAGUCGCUACGACCGUACUCCACCCGGUGUGCUUGGGAGAAAGUCCGCUGAUGCUGCCCAUUCACCUUCAGAUGGCCGGGGCGGCCGCGCCUCAGCUGGCUCAGAUGGGGGCGUCGCCGUACUUGAUAGCGAGCCAGAGCCCCGUGUCGCUCCCCCUGGUGCUGGACCAGCAGGUCAUCCAGCACAUGAACCCCUCUGUCAUCCCUCAGACUGCUAACUGCCCACAGCUGCCUCUCCAGAACAACAUCCUGUGCCAGAACCCUCUGACGUUCGGUUUACCUCCAGCCGCCGAGCAGAAGUCGGCAGGGCCGAUGCAGGACGCUAACCUGCUCUCUCUCCUACAGAAUCCAGCGUUCGCCGCCAUCCUGCAGGACCUCUUCCCUUCCCAGGCAGGCUCAUCCACCUGUCAGUCCCCGGGCUCCCCGUUCUUCCCCGUUCCUCCGCUGACGCCUCCUUACGCCUCCCCUCUGGCCCCCCUGGUCCCUCCGGCCACACUGCUCGUCCCUUAUCCGGUCAUCAUCCCCCUGCCAGUGCCUCUGCCGGUCCCGCUCCCCGUCCCCAUACCGGUGCCUCUGAGCGACGACUCCAAGGGGAACGUGCCAAAGCCGGUUUGCACUGUGAGCAAAAGCACUCAGACUUCAUCAAAAGAUACUACCUCUCCCUCUUUGUCGUCGAGGAAAUGCGCUACUCCGUUUCAGCCGCAGCACGCGUCCACGUCCUCUCUUCCUCUGGAGGACGGACAGGCGCUGGACCUCUCUGUCCGGCCGUGUCCCGUUGAACCGAAACAGGAAUAUCCCAGUCCGCAGCAGGACAGCGUGCUCGACUUGUCAGUGCCCGGUGUGAAAAAGCGGUGUGCGGCAUCAGAAAGAGAACCGGCCGUCCGACCCGGACAGGACUCCAGCGGCACGUCUUUGUCUCUCGGCGUUGAAUGCACUCAGAGUUUGGACUCCAAGCUCCUGGGAAGCCUGGCGUCUCUGGAGUUCAGCCGACAGCACAAGUGGCUGGUGGACAGCGGCGUCCCCGGGUCCAGCUCCAUGGGUCAAGAGGCGGCUCUGAGCGGCGCCGGCAACCUCGAGAUCGUCAGCACCUCGCAGACGGCCAAGGUCAUUGUGUCGGUGAAGGACGCCAUCCCCGCCAUCCUCUGCGGGAAGAUCAAAGGACUCUCGGGAGUCUCCACUAAGAACUUCUCCAUCAAGCGGGACGGCAGCCAGGCGGCGUCCCUGCAGCAGCUGUACGGAGUGCCGUCGGGGUCCCACGGCGAGCCGCACAGCCCCAACGACCCGCUCAAGAAGGUCUCCAAAAGCAGAGCCAUCAAGCUGAAGAAGGUCAGCUCCCAGGAGAUCCACUUUCUCCCCAUCAAGAAGCAGAGACUCGCAGCGCUGCUUCCCAGGAAGUGAGGACACUCGCCGCCGGGGGAUUAACCGCUCCGUCGCUCUCUGGCCGUCUCUCCGGAGUGAACUACGUGAAACGUGUGGAGACGUCGUCGUUAUCGAAGGCUAACUCUUGUACGUCCGGCCGAAGCGAAGAGUUCGGCUGCAGACGUGAGGCAUGCGAACGGCGCGAGGCUCACCUUACAGAAUGGCC